AUGAUGGAGCUCUCAUAUCAGUCUAUGAAAGUCGCCCAUCAGGCUCGGGAAGCGGAUGAGCUGAGGACUGAGAUGAGGAAGAAGAGCCUUCUCAUCCUCAUCUACCACCACCUGCUGGGGCAAGGCUACGUAGCUGCAGCAGUGGCCUUGGACCAGGAGACUAACGCAGGUGUGAGGAAGUUCGAGGUGUGUGAUAACAUCGAUCUGGAGAUGGUGCUGAUGGAGUAUGAGAGCUAUCACUACGUCAAGUUUCAGAAAUAUCCCAAACUCAUCAGGAAAACAGUAGAACCAGGUGAAAGCAGAUCUGCAAAAAAUGGUGGAAUAAAGAGGAGUACCUGUUCAGCUGUGAAGCCUCUUCCCAAAAUCAACCCAUCACAGAGGCCGAACUCUGGAGGCACAACCAGGAAGACCGCUGCUAACGAGGAUGGCUCUUCUGUUCCUUCAGAGUCAUCAGAGUUUGGUCUCAAUGUUUCCUCCAUCAAGAACGGACCAGCUGGAGAGGCAGUCAUGAACAAGAAGGGCCCCAUGACUGACGGCAGAGGAGUGGGCAGUGAAUCAGACCAUAUGGAAAGGCUGCUGAAGCCUCUUAGUGGCUUUUCUGGAAUGAGUGGUGAGAUGAAAGAACUGGCUACAAUCAUCAGCAGGGACAUCUAUUUGCACAGCCCCAACGUGCGGUGGGAGGACAUCAUUGGCCUGGAGGACGCAAAGCGAUUAGUCAAAGAAGCUGUCGUCUAUCCCAUUAAGUACCCCCAGCUGUUUACAGGCAUCCUGUCUCCAUGGAAGGGCUUGCUGCUCUAUGGCCCCCCAGGUACAGGUAAGACCCUGCUGGCCAAGGCCGUGGCUACAGAAUGUAAGACAACCUUCUUUAACAUCUCAGCCUCGAGCAUCGUCAGCAAGUGGAGAGGAGACUCUGAGAAACUGGUCAGGGUCCUGUUUGAGCUGGCCAGGUACCACGCCCCAUCUACCAUCUUCCUGGAUGAGCUGGAGUCAGUGAUGGGCCAGAGAGGAAUCAGCAUGGGAGGAGAGCACGAGGGCAGUCGCAGGAUGAAGACAGAGUUGCUGGUCCAGAUGGACGGACUGGCGAGAUCAGAGGACUUGGUGUUUGUUCUGGCUGCCUCCAAUCUGCCAUGGGAACUGGACCAUGCCAUGCUGAGGAGGUUAGAGAAGAGGAUUCUGGUUGGUCUUCCUUCCUCACCAGCUCGCCAAGCCAUGAUGUCUCAUUGGCUGCCUCCUCUUAGCGCCACAGGAGGGGUGGAGCUACGAACUGAGCUGGAAUAUGAAACUCUGGCAAAGGAGAUGGAGGGUUACUCUGGCUCUGACAUCAGACUGGUGUGUAAGGAGGCUGCCAUGAGACCAGUUCGCAAGAUCUUUGAUGCUCUGGAGGCACAUCAGGAUGGAGAUACUGACAUGCCUGCCAUCCAGCUGGAAACCGUGACAACAGCAGACUUCCUGGAAGUCUUAGCACACACGAAACCCUCAGCCCGAAACCUGAUGGAGAGAUACUCAGCCUGGGAGAGACAGUAUGAGUCUGUCUGA
Scomber japonicus (chub mackerel) is the source of this 1536-nucleotide messenger RNA. It is a transcript of the gene katnal2, whose product is annotated as katanin p60 subunit A-like 2. Bases 1 to 1536 code for a protein of 511 amino acids. The record is from RefSeq and is a predicted model, not a curated record. Lineage: Eukaryota; Metazoa; Chordata; Actinopteri; Scombriformes; Scombridae. Gene Ontology annotation, molecular function: ATP binding; ATP hydrolysis activity; protein binding. The transcript is spliced from 16 exons.